Molecule: messenger RNA, 1080 nt
Organism: Phytophthora infestans T30-4
Lineage: Eukaryota; Oomycota; Peronosporomycetes; Peronosporales; Peronosporaceae
Exons: 1
Coding region: 1-1080 (359 amino acids)
Source: RefSeq, a predicted model, not a curated record
AUGGCCGAGCAAUACGACCGAGAAGGGCGACCAUUUCCUUACACCCGAUCGAAGACGCGAUGGCGCAAGCGGCCGAGUGACGAGCUCAAGUACUUGAAAGCGCAAGUGGUUGACUUGGAGAAGCUACUUGCAGCUCUCAGCCACUCUGACUCGUCCCGUCCGAGACUUCUGAACGACGGAGAGACGACCAGUGACAACCAAGUUGAGAUGCUCCAAAAACUUUACCGAGAAAGUGAAGUAGACAAGUUAAAAGACGCGAUGAAGCAGAACCAGUACCUGCGAGCAAUGCUCGUCCGGAAAGUUCACUUGGCUCGAUCUCUCCAGUCCGCCAUUAGUGAGCAGAUGCGACUAGGCGUACGGAAGAUAUCGUGGCCAACCCGUGAAGGAGCAGCAGAUGAAGUGAUUUUCGCCUUGCUAGAUGAAGAGAAAGAGCGUCAGUUCGCUGUGCUUGACGAAAUGUUGGAGCAAAGCGGGAUGGCACGAGUUUAUCACCAUUCAUUCUCUAGGCUCCUGCUUCAUCAAAGCGGGAAAACAGUGUCGUUCCAGCACAAUGAAGUGCGCCUGCUCCCGUUUGCCGUGUCGGAUGUCGCUCGCGCAUUGCGCCACAGCUUGAGUUUUGGGGCGCGAGUUGGGCCGACCAAGCAUUGUCGAGACAUCCGCAUGUACGAUAGCUACUUCCACGCGGUUACUGCUGACAGCGUCCAGCUGCCAGACGCCCAAUCUGCGGAGGUCAAGUCGAGAGUGCUUCAGUUGUGUGUCACUCAGCCAGAACGCACUGUGGUGACCUGGUCGGGCUACGUCGAGUAUAAAAGCCACAAGUUUAUUCGCCUACUGGAGAAAACGUGGGUCGUCCUGGAGUCCAUUCCGAUGCCGGCAACGGGAGGAAGGACUCAUGGGACGUUGAUGCGGGUGGUUGUUCGCUUGACGCCAGUCGAAGCUGAGCUAGAUCCACAGAAACCGGAGGAUAUUGUGGAGAUGGCAAAUGUAGUCGUAAGCACUUAUCAACGCCAUGGACAACGAAUGCUCCAGUCGAUGCUUGAACAGCUGAGCGAUUGCAUGAGAACGGGAACACGCAUUUGA